AUGCCUGGAAAGUGUGUGCACAAGGGCUGUGGCAAGACUUUUGCCGACGACAAUGAAGAAUGCAACUAUCAUCCUGGUCCGCCAGAGUUUCACGAGGGCCAGAAAGGAUGGAAGUGUUGCAAGCCUCGCGUCUUAACCUUUGACGAAUUCAUGAACAUCCCUCCUUGCACAACCGGCAAGCACAGUACUGUAGACGACACGCCCGCCGAAGAACCCAAGACCGCUCCUGCCGAUGCUCCAACACUAGCUUCUGCACCCGCGCCUGCUUCUGAGCCAGCAGCACCUGCUCGCGCGCCUACAGCCCAGGCCCCACAACCACCUGCCUCGCCCGCACCGCCAGAGGACGAAGACGACGACCCAAACACUCCUGUCCCUGACAACGCAACCUGCAAGCGUAAGGCUUGUGGUGUAACACACAAAGGUGCUCCUCGCAGCGACGACGAAAACUGCCAACACCACCCGGGAGCCCCAAUCUUCCACGAAGGCAGCAAAGGCUGGUCAUGCUGCAAACGCCGCGUCUUGGAAUUUGACGAGUUCCUGCGUAUUCCUGGUUGCAAGACAAAGUCACGCCAUUUGUUUGUGGGUGCAAAGAAAGACGAUGGAGAGGAGAAGUUGGAGAGUGUGAGACACGACUUUUAUCAGACACCCGACAAGGUCAUGGCAAGUCUGUAUCUGAAGAAGAUCGACAAGGCCAUCUCAAAGGUCGAGUUCCAAGACAAGGCUGUGGAUUUGGACUUGAGGACGAGUGAUCGUAAGAGGUUCCAGCAGGUCGUACCACUCUUUGGUGCUAUCGACAAAACGAAGAGCGAGUUCAGCAUUAUGGGCACCAAGCUGGAGUUGAGAAUUGUCAAGGCAGACGGUGCUUCAUGGCCAGUCUUGCGUGGCGACGAGAAGCUUACUGGUGAGAUCAUCCAGAUGGGCCGCGCUGGAAGGGCAUGA
This is a messenger RNA of Aureobasidium melanogenum CBS 110374, 939 nucleotides long. RefSeq names its product chord-domain-containing protein. The coding region runs from base 1 to 939 and encodes 312 amino acids. Lineage: Eukaryota; Fungi; Ascomycota; Dothideomycetes; Dothideales; Saccotheciaceae. The record is from RefSeq and is a predicted model, not a curated record. The transcript has 3 exons.